AUGAGUGAACAAGAAGGUAUUGCUGUAGGUAAUGAACAACCCGUAUCAAUGGGACCAACUAUGGGAAGUCAAAUGAGUAUGCCACAAAUGAGUCAAGGACAAGGAUUACAAAGUGGUCUAUCAUAUGGCGCAGGUGCUCCUAAUAUGAUGUAUCCAACUACAACUAUAGCUGGUAAUGGGUAUUAUUAUCCUCAAGCAUCUAUUGGAAGUAUUCCAAUGUCUUAUGCUUCUAUGGGGGGGAUGCCAGGAAUGUAUGAAGUAGAUCCAAAUGCAAUAAAUAAUAUGUAUGCAACACCAUAUGGCACUGCAAUGGGUAGUAGCUUUUACAUGCCAAAUCAAGUAAGUGGUAAUGUCAUGACUAUGCCAUUUACUUAUGAUCCAUAUGGUUUGAUUAAUCCAGGAAUUAUUCCACCAAUAACUCACCAAAAACAUGCAAAAAAGAAACGUUCUGGUUGUUGCUAA
This is a messenger RNA of Cryptosporidium muris RN66, 462 nucleotides long. RefSeq lists its product as uncharacterized. NCBI's taxonomy places the organism in Eukaryota, Apicomplexa, Conoidasida, Eucoccidiorida, Cryptosporidiidae. Bases 1 to 462 code for a protein of 153 amino acids. The transcript has a single exon. The record is from RefSeq and is a predicted model, not a curated record.